GUUUUUGCAGGUAGUCUCCUUCAUGUUAUGGUGGAGUUCGCUGUGGGCGACUUGUACGACGCCGUUGCAAGCAGAACCACCGUCGCUGUAAUCAAUCCCGCGGCUUCUUACGAGUGCAAAUAUUGUCCUAUGUUCCAGAUCUCUGGGGCUGCACUACGUGAUUCGGAUACUGGGCGAGCUCAUGCUGCAGCUCACCGAAUUGCAUUUGAAGCCUUGCUUGAGCCUUCCCCGGUGCUCAUAUGCCCUAUCUGUGACUUGCCUCAGAAGACCAGUGAAGUCGCUUGUGUCUUUGGUUGCAUGUUCAAUGAUCUGGAUCUGGUCGAACAUCUUGAACAUGAGCAUGACGAAACGCUACGCGACGAAAUGGUGUGUGACUUUUCGGAUCCGCGGUAUCUGCUCACUACAUUUCGAGAAAAACGGUCUUCAUCAAAGAAAAGUGUGCUUGAAGCUAGGACUUCGGAGGCAAGCAGCGAUUCAACCGCAGCUGAUGACGAUAGAAACACUAUAGUGUUGAGUGAUGGCGACGUCGAGUCUAAUGCUGAUGAGGAAGCUGAAGAAAAGUUUUCUCCAUUAAACACCACCGACUCGCCCAGUAAUGAAGGUGCAGCUAGACAAGAAACAUCGAGUGCUGAACCUGCUGCAACGAGUAUGGAUAUCAGCAAUACUGACUGUAGUCCUCCUGUCGCCAGUAGUGCCGGUGAGCACUUGCUUGAUCCUCCCGAAUCAAGCACCGCCCAGGAUUCUGAUGUAGCAAGGCUCAAUCCUGAAAGUGAAUGCAAUAAUAACAAUAGCGAAGCAAUGGUCAUAGGCACUGAUUCAAAUCAUACCAAGACGCAAGAGCAGCUGAGCAGUGAACCCAUCCCAGAACCUAUCGUUGAGGUUGAACCGCGACCUCGUGAGCAAAUGGAGGGUGUAAGUUUCGUCGCUUGUCUUGUUUGCGAUUGGUCACCGCAGACAUUCUCUGAUCCUCACAAAAUGCGAGAAGAAAUAUCAUCGCACGUGCGUUCACAUAUAAGAGAGGAAGCAAACAAGCUACCUGGUCGUGCGGAUGGAUCGUUCGCCGAUCAUCGUUUGCUGAGCUGUAUGGACUUCAGCCUUGAAGAGUAUUUUGAAAAGGAGCAUCUCACAGAUCUGAGUGGGACUAUCAAUUCCCGCAUUAUGGAACGAGUUUAUAGCGACCUUCUUACCAAGCUGUUUGGGAUCUGUGUUCCUGUGGUAUACCGUAUUUUACACGGCAACAAUGGUAAUCCAUUCCGCCCACCAGAAUCUGCACAAAAGCGACGAAUAGCCAGGCUUGGCAGAGGUGGAGGGAAAUAUUCUGGGGUGUGGUCUCUCAGAAAUACGCUCAGAAGAGUCUCUAAUUCCACUGAAACAGAAAGCAGUGACGCAGACAGCACUGCGCGCGAUAGCGAUGACCUUCCUGGUAUAGCUAGUUACGAUACUGAUCAGCAUAUCCAAUGUGCGCGAGCCGAAUGCGGACACUCUUUGCUUACUCCUACCGAUCGGAUGGCUGUAGUGCAUCAUAUAGCUGCACAUAUACGCCACGAUGAAUCAAGAUUGUUAGGAAGAGCGGGUGCCUCUCCGGUGGUUUCGUGCGACUGUGGGAUUACGGUCGGGUCACCUAUGGGUUAUGUGUAUCACAUAGUACACGAUCAUGUUUUCGAGCAUAGACAGUUCUCUGAAAUCGCUGCCACAAUACUUUCAUACCUAAUUUUGAUUGUGGAAACCGCCAUCGAGUCUGUUCUCGCUGUCCGUCUAGAUUUUCGGUCAACAAAAUGGACAUUGUGGUGCGCCUAUUUUUGUUUAGAAGAGGAUGAAGGUGAGGAGCAAUUCUUUGCUGACAGCACUGACCUAAACGAACACUGGUUGAAAUUAUGGGAAGACCUCAUUGAUGAGUCGAUGACAGGAAAAAAUAUGACGCUUGGAGAUACGAUCAAGUUAUUCGAAAUGCAUCCAUUUGUUGAUGAGCAUCGGCUUCAGACCAGAAAACACAAAUCCGUCCCGAUAAUGUACGCAGAUAAACUCAAUAGAUCAUUGACAAAGAUCUGGCGUCGCUUGAACAGCUGGGCGGCUGAUCCUGUUAAUCGCAUCCAUUUGGCCGCUGACUCACGUUGGAUUCAGCUUGCGCAAACUCGCAGAAAAGUUCUGCUAGAAUACAAGAAGGGUGAACAUGGACAGGCGGAUCUUUUGUGUCGCAUUUCGAUAAAAACCCUUGGGUCAUCUGAGUCGCAGAAGAGAAAACGGUCCGUUCCGAAGACUGUCUGUGGAGCAAACAGAGUUAGAAUGCUGGAAGCUACUCUGCCCGUGAAUGUGACUCCUGAUACUUCUGUGACCGUUUGCUCGGUGGCGUCAGUGGCUUCUCAUCCUGGUGCGGAUCAUGCGGGAACAUCCAACGAGCAAAGAGAUAUUGGAGAACUUGUGCGAUGCAAUAUCUGCGCAGAUGUAAGCAUAAGCGCUACAGAUGCAGCCUCCAUAAAGGACCAUUGUGCCUUGCAUGCAGCCUUGGAAGGAAGAAUGUUAUGCGCUCUUUACAUUCACAGGUCUGCUGAAAGGCCGCCAACUUGUCCAUUUUGUUGCCUGGAAAUGAAUGUGUACAAACCAGCUGAAUUUCUUGAUCAUAUGAAAGUGAAACAUAUGGACAAAGCACGAAAAGUGUACUAUCGAUAUUUGCAUCAGUUCUUCCCACAAUCCAAGAUCUUCUCCGAGCCUUUUACAGCUCCAGCAGAAAGCACAGAAGAACCUGACAAAAAUAAAUUCUUCAUCCGUUGUCAGCGUUCAGAUUGCUGUGGUGUAAAUCCAGUGCUCGUAUUGUCCGGAGAGAAACCAGUCCAACUUGCGGAGGUGGAUAUAGCAAUUGUCAAGCACAUCUUAUGGCAUGUUCGAAAUGAUGGCGCUCUGAGUAUGGACCCUGCUGAACGAGAAUUGCUGACACGAGCAUUGAUGAUUCGUUUGUCUUCAGCUCAAAUGCGGCAGAUCCUUUUUAUGGCAAGAAGGGUCACAAAGCAUUACAGGUAUAGCGAGCCGGAUGUGAUAAAAUAUGUCCAAGCAAAAAUGAAUGAAAUCGGUUGCAUGCUUUUUGGAGUCAACAAGGGACUUGUAUUCCAGAUGGUGUUUACGCGUCGCUUUGUGCGCGAUCAGAGUGGUAUGCUGUUAUAUCCUCCGUGCGUGUGUCGCUUAUGUGUGGAUAAGGAACUUCCUCGUUACUCGAGUGAUCGUCGGAAACGAAGUUUUGUUGCAUAUGCACAUCCAGUUGUUCUUCAUAUCUUGGAGCAUCUUAGUGCGAGGCAACUAUCGGGAAAGAUAACUUCGUUGGCGGAGAACAUGAGAUGGAAGAGUACUUGCAAGAUGGAAGGACUGCGCUUCAAAAGUGUAUCUGCUGCCAUCAAACAUGUUCUCGAUGCUCACAAUGAUAUAGUCGAACUGAGUGCCCUUGAUCUGGUCCUGGAAGAAAUGGGUCUUCUCGAGAUUUUUCGGGAUGCGAUGUCCAUUGUGCUUGGUGAACAAGCUUGGCAACUGGAGGAGGCGCUUGGUUUCGAUGCUUAUAAGCUCAAAACUUGUCCUAGACCAAAGUUUUUGGAUGAAGAAGCCGGUGCUGAUCGUGCGGACUGUACUCGGCAUUGGGACCUUUCAACACCAGUGUGUACUUGUGAUCCUGGGACCCAUGAUGACCCAGUCACAUCAGCGGAUUCGUCCAGUUUCAGAGGAUACAGGCUAAGAACUUCCUCCUUGCGCGAUAUGCCAGAGGCUUCAGCAGCUUGUUAUGAGGAGUUUUUGCAUGGCGUGGAAGCACAUGAAGGAGUGGAACUUCCAUCACCAAAUGAGACAGAACAAAACGUUCAAAAUGACAUGCAAGAGUUGAAUAGAAGCACUUUAGCUAACGAAGGAAACUCUUCUGAACCCAUGACAGUUCCGCUGACAGUGAAGGUUGAGUCAUCUGAAGAUCAAGGUGAUGUUACUGGUAAUCGGGUGGUGACUGGCACUCCAGAUGAAACCAGCUUAUCGCUGAACAUGCCUUCCACUUCUGAAAGUGCUCCAGCUGAAGAGCCAGGGAGACGAAGAAGAAAUUCGAAAAAAGCUCAAAAGAACAACGCUAAGGAAGUCAAACGGGAGGUUGAUGGGGUGACUGUUCCACAACGCAACAAGGCGCUUCCUUUGAAGAACGUUAUACAAGGAUCGAAGACUGUUGCUGCAGCGUUGGUCGCUGCUCUAGGAUCCCCAACCAAGACCGCAAAUCCCACUGCGAAUAACGUUGACUCACAAACAGACGCUACUGAAGCAAGCAUGGAUGCAACUUCAACUAGGAGCGCACCAGUAUCAAAGUCGACUGUCAGUAGAGUACUGGACAGGAAUGAGAAGGAUUCAAAAACUGCUCCUGCUGUUGCCGUGAAGAAGCCUCGGCUAGCAAGCGGAAGCGAAAAUACGGGAGGUGGUGACAACAACGCCCACCCUGAACAACAACUGAAGAGACGUUUGCGCUCGUCUUCUGGUCGUCGGAAAAGCACGCUAAAUGACGCCAGCUCUUCCAAGAAUUAGAAUUCAUUGAUUAUUUGAUCACCUUGCCUACACUAUGUUAGGGUCCACUGAAAAUAGGACGCAGUGUUGCAUGUCAUUUCGUUGGCUUCGUUAGCUUUUUGUACCUAUAGACCUUUCUUCGUUUUAGCCUGCGUCGGGUAUAGUUUGCUCUCAUCCUUAUGUUUCUUUGUUUUGGAGGUUCAUACGAUACUCCGGAUUUUAGCAAAAAAUUCAUCAUUGUACAGAAUACUUAUAAUGAAUACUAAUAAAGUUC
Cylicocyclus nassatus is the source of this 4786-nucleotide messenger RNA. NCBI's taxonomy places the organism in Eukaryota, Metazoa, Nematoda, Chromadorea, Rhabditida, Strongylidae. The record is from the annotation of a GenBank genome assembly.